UCCCCACUUUCUGGGAGAGCUCAUUGCAGCUGAAGCUCAUCCCCUCCACCAUGCAAUGUUUAUUCCCACAACAUCCACGACCACCACGCAACAAGUAACACAAUUCAUAAUGCGCAGUCCGACUGCUCUUGACCGUCUCGUCACAUCCAAGAAUGCCUUCUUCGCCUUCGCCGGCAUCAUCGUGGGUGUAAGCGCGUGGGCCAUCUGGCGCGAUGCGCCGCUCCUCGGCGCGAGCACCGACGACCCGUACGGAGAUCCUAGCGAGUGGACGGCGCAGGAGCUGCGGACCUGGCUCAACGCUAGGAAUAUCGUGACUAGUGAAGACGAGAGUAGAGAGGCCCUUGUUGAGCGCGUUCAUGCCGCUGUGAGGGCGAGGAGAAUUCCGCCUACGCCGAGGAGUUGAGUUGGGCUGGGGCUGAGGCUGGGGCUGGGCAGUGGCAUGUAGGUUUUGAGGAUCUGGUACACGUUCGUACAUAUCGGCACUGGAGGUUGGUUGAGAUAUCAAUAGCACGUGACUGUGCUUGGAAACUGCCGUCU
Messenger RNA from Tricharina praecox, 537 nucleotides. RefSeq lists its product as uncharacterized. The record is from RefSeq and is a predicted model, not a curated record. Bases 56 to 403 code for a protein of 115 amino acids. The transcript has 4 exons. Lineage: Eukaryota; Fungi; Ascomycota; Pezizomycetes; Pezizales; Pyronemataceae.